GGGUUCUUCUCUUUCCUCUCCCCUUUCUCUUUCCUUUAGGUAUUGUUUGGAUUGGAGGUGUCGGACAGAGAGGGAGGGGAAGGGAUGGGGACGGAUGGCAAGGGAGGGGGAAGCGAGGGGGGGCUGUCUCCUUCCUCCUGUUUGGGUUUCCAAAGAGGCAGAGGGGGAGGGAGAUGGACUGAUUCAGACUCCCUCCAACCACCCUCAAAUUUGCAGAUUUGCAAUCCGUCCGAUUUUGGGGCGGACUUGCUGGGUAUCCAUCCCAGCAGAACUGUUGGGUUCUCCAACCUAGCGGAUUCACUAGGUUAUUUUGAACCCCGCAGCUACUGGGUUUCAAACCCAGCAGCUGCACUAGGUUCUUCAAACCCAACAGGCCUCGGAUGAGGCAAUUUGGUUUGGUGAUGACGAUGAAUUUGUUUGAUGAUGAUGAUGAAUUUGUUUGAUGAUGAUUGUUUGAUUUAGAAUAAAUGAAGAAGAUUCGA
Messenger RNA from Rubroshorea leprosula, 482 nucleotides. The record is from the annotation of a GenBank genome assembly. Lineage: Eukaryota; Viridiplantae; Streptophyta; Magnoliopsida; Malvales; Dipterocarpaceae.